AUGGCUUCCGUGCCGACAUUGCCGUCUCGGCAGAGCGCUUCUAAUUUCAGCUACGACACCCAAGCACGCCUACCCUCGGCAUCAACUCACAUCAGACUUCUCGAACUCUACCCAUCCGGGCGCGGAACACACGCCACAUCUGCAUCUUCGUCCGGGGCAGACUCUACAGACGAAGAUGAACCCGGACACGCUGCACACUACUCGAGCCCGCUGAAAUGCACCAUCUCAAUCACCCCGAUCGCUACCCCGCAGCCGUACAAGGCGCUCUCCUACACCUGGGGUCAGCCGGACAAGUCCCACAGCAUUGAAAUCGGGGGUGCGCACCUCGCGAUCACGGCCUCUCUCGACACGGCACUACGGCAUCUUCGUCAAAAAGAUGAGCCCGUUACCCUUUGGGUAGAUCAGAUCUGCAUCAAUCAGGUGGACAUGGGGGAGAAGAACGAACAGGUGCCCCUCAUGACACAGGUAUACAGCAAGGCCGAACUAGUCCUCGUCUGGCUCGGUCCGGCGGCAGACAACUCUGAUGCGCUGAUGGAAUGCUGGAAAGAAAUUGGUCAAGCAGCUCGCGACUUGAACAUUGAGAGCUAUCUUACGAGAGAGCGGCUGCCGCUUCUACCCCCGAUACUAGAGAACCGUAAUCCCGAGGACCCGGUGACAAUACAAUUCCAGAUUCUGCUUGAAAAGGCAGUGCCGAUGUUUAACGCUCUCUUGGAGGCGAUGAUAGCAUGGAACAAUAGGCCUUGGUUCAGCCGCGUUUGGACGAUACAGGAGCAAGCUCUUGGGGUCAACACAUUCUUCUUAUGCGGGUCGAAGAUGGUGAGCCUCGACUUGCUGCCCUUGGCAACGUUGAUAUUCGACAGAUGCAUAAGUAAGCAAGGCACAGAGAACCCGGGUGAUCACGAGCACAUCAAGCUAUUGGCCAAGGCCCAGAACCACCGAUUCGGUUCGUUAAUGGCUGUAAGACGCCGAAGACGCAACUUUGUGAAGGGCGAGGGACCCGGGGAUGACCUGUAUCACGUCCUGAAGAAGGCGUACGUGGACGGAGACGCUCAAGCAACUCUCCCGCGGGAUCGCGUUUACGGUCUGCUCAGCGUCGCCGUGGAUUCAGAACAACUGAAGAUUGUUCCGGAUUAUACUUGUCCAGACUGUCAUCCCACCUUUGUGGAGACUGCCCGCGCUCUUGUUCGUGUCGGCCGCGUCGAGAUGCUCUCGUUCUCACAGUUCCCCAAAGACAUCGACAGGCUGCCAUCCUGGGUCCCAGACUGGAGACCGACACUGACUCGUUCAUACAUAUUCGCGUUCGAAGACGCUGACAAGCUACUCAUACGAGCGGCGGGCGACAGCACGGUCGAGGUCGUGCACACAGACGACCCGUGCGUGCUUGGGAUACGCGGCCUCGUUGUUGACACCAUCGAGGAAACAGGUGACGUGUGGGAGUGGGAAGCGGGAAGCGAGGCUCGCGCCAAACAUCUCCAGACGAUUAAGACCUUCUGUGAGAAGCCAUUGGAAAACGAGCACGAGAUAUACGAGACCAGCGAGAGGCGAACCGAAGCCGUGUGGAGGGUGCCGGUAGGAGAUCUUUACUGGACCAAUGCGGCUUCCUACCAUCGGGUUGUCCUGGCUGACAAGAGCGACUAUGAGGACUGCUUAGCCGUCCUGACGCUGCUCGUCGAAGGUUUCGGGGUCGUCCCGCCAGAGAUGCGACAGCAGCGGCUACAGGAAUUCUAUCAAAUGAUGCCGGGGCAGUCCAACUACAGCGAGAACAUGGACAAGAUGUCGGGCAAGCGCCCAUACGUGACGCGGCAAGGGUACGUGGGCAUGGCCCCAGGCAACUCACGUCCGGGCGACGUGGUCGUGAUACUGUUCGGUUCUCGGAUGCCGUACGUUCUGAGACCGUCCGGAGACGGGACGAGGCACUGUUUCGUCGGCGAGGCGUACUGCGAUAGUGUCAUGGAUGGUGAGAUGUUGACUAAGCGGCAGCGGGAGACCUUUCUGAUUGCUUAA
This is a messenger RNA of Colletotrichum spaethianum, 2004 nucleotides long. Its product is annotated as heterokaryon incompatibility protein 6, OR allele. The record is from RefSeq and is a predicted model, not a curated record. Lineage: Eukaryota; Fungi; Ascomycota; Sordariomycetes; Glomerellales; Glomerellaceae. The transcript has a single exon. The coding region runs from base 1 to 2004 and encodes 667 amino acids.